AUGAAGAAGGAAGAGGAAGGGGAAGAUGGAAGAAGAAAGAAAAGUGAAGAAGAGGAAAGAAGAAGAAGGAAGAGGAGGAGGAAGAAGAAGGGGAAGAAGAAGAAGAGGAAGAAGGGGAAGAAGAGGAAUAAGGGGAAGAACAGGAAGAACAGGAAAAAGGGGAAGAAGAGGAAGAAGAUGAAGAAGGGGAAGAAGGGGGAGAAGGGGAAGAAGAGGAAGAAGGGGAAGAAGAAGAAGAGGAAGAAGGGGAAGAACAGGAAGAAGAGGAAGAAGGGGAAGAAGAGGAAGAAGGGGAAGAAGAGGAAGAAGGGAAGAAGAGGAAGAAGGGGAAGAAGGAGAAGAAGAGGAAGAAGGGGAAGAACAGGAAGAAGUGGAAGAACAGGAAGAAGAGGAAGAAGGGGAAGAAGGGGGAGAAGAGGAAGAAGAGGAAGAAGGAGAAGAAGAGGAAGAACAGGAAGAAGAGGAAGAAGGGGAAGAAGAGGAAGAAGGGGAAGAAGAGGAAGAAGGGAAGAAGAGGAAGAAGGAGAAGAAGAGGAAGAAGGGGAAGAACAGGAAGAAGUGGAAGAACAGGAAGAAGAGGAAGAAGGGGAAGAAGGGGGAGAAGAGGAAGAAGAGGAAGAAGGAAAAGAAGAGGAAGAAGGGGAAGAACAGUACUAA
This is a messenger RNA of Knipowitschia caucasica, 657 nucleotides long. Lineage: Eukaryota; Metazoa; Chordata; Actinopteri; Gobiiformes; Gobiidae. The record is from the annotation of a GenBank genome assembly.